AUGUCUCUUUAUGUAGAUCAGGACAUUACGCCUAUCCUCCGUUCGCGGGAGGAGAACCAAGAGAGAGCUUUUAUUGCUGCUUCAAGGCGCAAGGAUCGCAGCUUGGAUGCCAGGCUAGAAUCUGCGAACCGGGCUUCUUUGCUUCAUAAAAAGCGUACAGGCAAAGACUUUCGCAUCACCAAGGAUAUUGUCGAGAAAGAAGCCAUGUACGAAGAGAUUGAUGAGAGAUAUCAAGAAAAGCGGAUCAAAAUGCUCCAAGCCCAGAACCUGCAGAUUGAGGAAGAAUUCCACCGUCAUCUUCUGAAAUCUUUCGCUAAACGAGCUAGCUAUUCCAAUGGAUCAUCAAUCGCCAGCCGGCGAGCAAGCAACAUGACCCCGCUUCACCCAGUCGGAGGCUCCCGCAAGAUGAGCCUGGAUCUAUCCAACCUCCGCUCCUCAUCCUUCUCCAAAGAACCGGGAUCAAUGGCAAGCCCAAUGUCAACAAGCGACGGCUACGUCCUCUCACCAGCAGCCUCCUACGACCCAAACAUGCAAUCCUACAUGACCUGCAUGAACGGCCCCGAAAGCCCCUACGCAAACAUGAUCCCUGCAACAGCAACUCCGCCAGCCAAACUACCCGCCUACGUCCAACCAACCUGGCAACACCCGUCUGCGACAAUGCCGCAAACCUCAACCCCAGACCAGAUCCCCACAGACACACACGUCCAAAUGUGGCAGCAGCAAAUAACGCAGCAUGUCCCGAAAACCGUCCAAAUGCGUCAAUUCAGAGAGAGACUCGUCUCCGCCCCAGAAUGCCCUCUGCAAACCCCACUCUCCCCCGGUCUCACUCCCCCAUCCCACGGACACAGUCGUGGCCAGUCCCAGCCCUCAUCAUCCUUCCAGAACCUGCAACUACUCACUCAGAGCCAUCAUCUCCACGCACCCAAGGUUGGGGCCUUGUCAGCUGAAACCCAUUCCACGCCUGGCCUCUGUUUCACGUCUCAUACAUCUGUGUCCCCCAUCACUGCAUCUGUCCAGAUGAAGACCGAGGCCGAUGCUAUGCUUUCUGGACAGAUGGAUUCCAUUGCGGACUCCAGUCAGUUUGCGCUGAAUUUGAAUUCGGAUGUGCCGUUUGAUCGUGACCAGGAGUUUGGCUUUGACGACUUUGUUGCGGUUGAUGAGUUCACUAAUGUUUCUACAUGA
Messenger RNA from Penicillium antarcticum, 1182 nucleotides. RefSeq lists its product as uncharacterized. The record is from RefSeq and is a predicted model, not a curated record. The transcript has 2 exons. The coding region runs from base 1 to 1182 and encodes 393 amino acids. Lineage: Eukaryota; Fungi; Ascomycota; Eurotiomycetes; Eurotiales; Aspergillaceae.